UAGGACAUUCAUGCGAUGCACGUACAGCUCGCCCUUCUUGUGACAGCCUCACGCUUCUCACCACUUGGCGGUGGUCGGCAUACGUAGCCUACUAUUACUUACUCUAGGACUGUUGGAAACAUUGUUUAAAUCAACAUUUCAGCGCUAUUCUGCGUCGUGAAUCAUGGUUUCCACCCCCUCCGUCAGCCAUAACGGCGGCGUUGGAGGCGUUAAUAGUGCAAAUGCUAGCUCGAGAGCUUCGCCUGCAGUCGGCGCCGCCAAUUCCGCAGGUCAUACUUCGUCAUCCAACGGCGCCAAAUCCAAGACGCAGGUCAACUCGAAUGGCUAUCACCCAACCAAUCCUCCAGUCCCUCUCAGCUCGAUGCGUAGUGCCCCGCUAGACCUUACAUCAGUCGAGAGAAGGGGUCAGCCCACGGCCGGUCGGGAGUCAUCUAAGCAAAAUAGGUUGUACGGGCUCGAAGAAGCACCAACCUACCGACCAACCGAAGAAGAAUGGAAAGAUCCGUUUGAAUACGUUCGCAAGAUUACUCAUGAAGCCCGCAAAUACGGUAUUUGCAAGGUCAUCCCUCCCGACUCGUGGAAUCCCGAUUUCGCGAUUGAUACCGAGGUGAGUCUAUGAAUAGCCCAAUCGGUACAAGGGGAGCAUAUUGCAGUGGUUUUCCAUCUUAUAGCGUCUACGCAUCUCGAUAGUAUCUCGAUUU
Messenger RNA from Daldinia vernicosa, 701 nucleotides. RefSeq names its product JmjN-domain-containing protein. The transcript has a single exon. Gene Ontology annotation, molecular function: histone demethylase activity. Lineage: Eukaryota; Fungi; Ascomycota; Sordariomycetes; Xylariales; Hypoxylaceae. Gene Ontology annotation, biological process: chromatin remodeling. The record is from RefSeq and is a predicted model, not a curated record. The coding region runs from base 164 to 619 and encodes 151 amino acids. Gene Ontology annotation, cellular component: nucleus.